AUGACUCUACCUAGCAGAGAAGCUCCAGAACGAGAAGCUGCCAUUGAAGAAACACACGUUCACCAAGUCUACAACAAGAUUGCCACGCACUUCUCCAAUACACGCUACGCUCCAUGGCCCGUCGUCUCUGACUUUUUCAAACGACAAAAGCCUGGCAGUCUCGGCUUGGAUAUCGGGUGUGGAAAUGGGAAAUACCUCGAUAUCAAUAAAGACUUGUACAUACUCGGCAGUGAUCGAUCAGAGUCCCUUGUCGAUAUCGCAGCACGUCAACGUGGCUUUGAAGUACUCGUCUGUGAUGGUCUGCAAACGCCAUAUCCGACUGGUCGUUUUGAUUUCGUCAUUUGCAUCGCAGUCAUCCAUCACUACUCGAGCCCUGCGCGGCGCGUAGAAGCGGUCGAGCAUAUUUUGUCGUUACUAGCACCAGCGGGUGAAGCACUUCUCUAUGUUUGGGCCCUAGAGCAGAAAGCGAGUCGACGCGGUUGGGAUGAGGGAGAUCCGCAAGAUGUCAUGGUGCCUUGGAAGACGGUCGAGGAUGGCAAGGAGGUGGUGUAUGAGCGAUACUACCACCUUUACAAGGAAGGUGAUUUGGAAGCCGAUGUAGCGGCUGCUUCUGGCAAGGUCAAACAGUCUGGCUAUGAUAAGGAUAACUGGUGGGUCGUAGUAGGCCGGUGA
Messenger RNA from Protomyces lactucae-debilis, 672 nucleotides. Its product is annotated as S-adenosyl-L-methionine-dependent methyltransferase. Gene Ontology annotation, cellular component: nucleus; cytoplasm. Gene Ontology annotation, biological process: tRNA wobble uridine modification. The transcript has a single exon. The coding region runs from base 1 to 672 and encodes 223 amino acids. Gene Ontology annotation, molecular function: S-adenosylmethionine-dependent methyltransferase activity; tRNA binding. Lineage: Eukaryota; Fungi; Ascomycota; Taphrinomycetes; Taphrinales; Protomycetaceae. The record is from RefSeq and is a predicted model, not a curated record.